AAGAAGAAGAAGAAGGAGGCGGGGUUGCUCUGCUAAUUGAGAGCUGGCUGGAGAACCCAGAGUGCCUCCACCGACCACACAGCACCUUCACUAAAGAGGCUUAUCCAGGAGCGAGAGACGCGCUGAGAGCAGCCGGUGAACAAAACGAGCAGGCUGUUCACUCGAUCGUUCGCCAUUUUUUCGAGUUAAAUCAACACUGAGAUCUCAGUUUGUGUGCGCUUCACGUUUUCCAUCAGUGGGACGGAGCGAUGUCCGGCGGCGGACGGAGCGCUGGAACGCGGUGUGUUGCGCGGACGGGAUUCCUCAGCGGGGACCAGCGGCCGACUGGAAAUCACUGGUAAUCAAUUUGAAAAUCCAUACAUCACGUGUUUGUGUUUUGGACGGAAUGUGAGUGCAGCCGAGCUCCAGUCAGGAUUCUCCUCCCAGAGAUCAGUGAGGGCAUUCGCUUCAUGCUCGGUUGGCCGUAGCCUCGCAUCGGUAUUUGUACGAUCGGCCUGUUGAGGAGGACACACAGCGAUACUUUCAGGACCAUGUUUUCCUUCUUUACCUCGAUUCAUCUGAGGGUUGGUUCCGAUCGUUAACACCGACACUCCAUUCGAUCGACCCCGAGACCAAGCCGACACAGUCAUGGCUAAAAACCCGUCCGAGGGACCGAUGGAUGACCUGAGCCAGCACACGGACGAGGAGCUGCAGCGGUACAGCAAAGAUGAUCUGAUACGGAGGCUGAGGAAGGUUGACGGGGAGAAAAUGAACUUGAUGAUCGAGCAAGGGAACAUGAUGAAGGAUAUCAACCGGAGGCUGCAGGUGCACCUGCACGAGAUCCGGAGCCUGAAGGAGAUCAACCAGAAGCUGCAGGACGACAACCACGAGCUCCGGGAGCUCUGCUGCUUCCUGGACGACGACCGACAGAAGGGCAAGAAGCUGUCCCGGGAGUGGCAGCGCUUCGGCCGCUUCACCGCCAGUGCCAUGUGGAAGGAGGUGGGCACCUACAUGCUGAAGCUGAAGGAGCUGGAGGCCAACCAGGACACCGUGCUCAGGGAGAACACCGAGCUGAAGGAGAUCAUCUUCAUGCUGGACGAGGAGAGGAACGGAGCCGGGUCCAGGAGCUCCAUAGACAGCCAGUCCAGUCUGACCAACCUGAACGGGGGCACCGGCACGGUCAGGGAUGUCGGGGACGGGAGUAGCACGUCCAGCACGGGGAGCGCUGGGAGCCCCGAUCACCACAACCACAUACACAAGCCCUCAGAGAACAGUAAAGUGGGCCCCACCAUGAGGAGGUCCAUGGAUGACCUGUCAGCACCACACCAUCACAGGAGCAUCCCCAAUGGACUCAGCGAUCCCUCCUCCAACUACAUCAGACAGCUGGAGACGAAAGUGCGGAUCCUGGAGGACGAUAACACUAAGCUUCUCACACAGGCUAAUAGCCGGUAUAGCUUAUCACAGAUACAGACGAAAAAGCAGUGUAACCCAGGUGACCUCCGCGUCCUGAGGAAGGGGAUGACCCUCUACCACUCCGAGUCUCAGCUGUCCUCACUGCCCCAGCGCCAGGACGCCAUGCACAUGGGAACAGGUCGUCUCCCGACCAGCGAGUCCUCCCCUGCCACAGGCUACUUGUCCUGUGUCCAGAAGCCAGAGGCUGUGGUGCACGCCAUGAAGGUGCUGGAGGUCCACGAGAACCUGGACAAGCAGGUUCCUGAGGACUACGAGGACGAUCUCAGUGAGAAAGAGAAGGCCAUCGUGCGAGAGAUGUGCAACGUGGUGUGGAGAAAGCUGGGAGAUGCGGCGGGAUCAAAGCUGUCCGUCAGACAGCACCUCUCUGGGAACCAGUUCAAAGGGCCGCUGUAGCACAGCAGCCGGCGAGAGAUGGAGGGAGAAAGAGCGAGAGAUGGGGAUCUACAGCACCUGCACUCACCUGAAACCACCUCUUACUACCAGGACCCAUAAUGCCGUGCUCCCCACUGCCUACAGUGCUCCUUCAACAAGCACGCUAUCGACACGGGCUAAGAUAGACACAUAAACGGACCUGUUAGUCACAUGUACUUUCCAUGUUUUUAAUCUCUCAGAGCUUACAUUGACUACUGGCAGCUAGUUUCACUGAUUCGCCACAUUUCUUUGUCGCAUUUCCGAAGCUAACCAGCUCCACGACGAUCUCUCCUGUAAAACCCCUACAGACACACACAAACACACACACACAAACACACACACCACUUGUAGUCCUGCAGAGCAAAAGCUACGCUACACAAAGCCAGCGCCGUGACAUGGUUUCAAGCACAGGACUCAUUCGGCUGCAGGGGGGCGGAGUGUUCUCAGACGUUUGGACGUGAAGGCAGCGUCGUGGCCGUAUCUUCAGAGAAGUCGUGAUAGUACUGUACCUCCCAUAGAGACCCUACCCCCUGUCACAUGUAUCGCCCUCCCCCUAGUGGUCAGCGAGUGUAACUAGCAGUAGCAUUCUAAAGUGUUAACCGAGUGAAACCCACUGUGACCUAGCGCCUUUUUGCUCAUGAGACUAUGGAUAAUGAAGUCUAGAGAUCACUGUCAACUUGUGUAUAUUAUGUAUGGCACUACUUCAUUGUUAUUGUUGAUUUUACUUUUAUCUGUUUUGUAUUCUAGCGUGGCCAUGUGAUCAAUAAUCUAGUUCGAAAAAGCACACGCUGCCGGACCUUAAACAGGGUUUGGGUUAUUAACUUUAAUUUUGUUGUUAUUAUUAUUAUUAAUAUUCUCUUCCAGGUGAUUCGCUAUUAAUCCUCCUUCUGUGUAACGUCCGGAAAAAGUAUCAAGGCCAUUUGGAAUCAAACCAUCCAUGAGUUUAUUGGAUCGAUCGCUUUCUUACUUUGUGAAAUUAACUAAAAUUGUAUGCUGUGUGCAUGCUCGACAAUCAUUUUCUCAGGUUGGGAGGGCUACAGCUUUACCUUUGCCCAUCUGUGACUGUGAGAGUGUGUGUAUGUGUGAGAGAGAGAAAGAGAUUGAGAGAGUGAGUGUGUGUGCAUGUGGGUGUGUAAAAGGAAAAUGAAAGCUUCUCUUGCAGCUGUAGCAUCUGCCUGUGAAUCCUCUCUUCUGUUGUUUGAACCCCGGUUGCAGCACGGUUGAAGAAAGCUGAAGACAUUUGCUGAAUCCAUGCUAAAAGCCUCGUCCCAUUAAUGCUGAUAAAAAUGUCAAGACCAAAUACUAACCCCCCCCCCAGGUUCAGUUCUGACUCCUUUUUGGGAUCGCUCUGAGUUCUUUGGUUUUAUAUCGUCAGUAGAUGAAAAGGUCUGUUUCGGUUUAUUUGAUUUCUUCUGCUCUGACCUUUUCUGAAGUCAUGGAUUCAGCAGGUGUGUUUACGCAGCGCAUGUUUCUUAAAGUUGUUGUUUCUUAGAAUACAAGAGAUAAGUCUUCCCUUAGAUGUCUUUUUUUGAAAAACACUAACAUUUAAAAAUGAGUAUUUCUUGAUGUCAGAAUGAACAAAACGCUGUUCGUCACAGUAUUUAUUGCCAGGUGUCAGAUAGAGAUGGGAUCGCUGUCUGGAACUGCUGAGUCAUGUUGAAUGGAUCGGAUAGGUCCAUUUAAUGGCUGGCAGCUCGGGCUCUCCCACCUCUAUCGUUAUUUGUUCCAAAUUAGAACAUUUCUGAGGCUGCCUGCCAUGCACCUCUGCUCUCUCAAAUAAUGGGUCAAAAUAAUAAUAAUGAUAAAUCAAAGUAUGUUUUUAAAAGUGUCCUUUUUUCUAGGAACUGAUUUGAAGCCAUGAUACAAUUUUGAAUACUUUCUAUAUAUAAAUAUUCUAUAUAUAUGGCAUUUGAUUUGAGAUGUGCCACGUUUUUCUGCAUGGUGAUUUGAUUUGGUAUUUUUUAACAAACAUCUAUAGUGUUUCUUUUCUUUCUGCCUAUAUGCUAAAACCACAGUAAAGAAUCCUAGAGUCUACAGCGUCAAUAAAUGUCAAUUCCUGCAAUAACU
Platichthys flesus (European flounder) is the source of this 3930-nucleotide messenger RNA. It is a transcript of the gene ccdc85cb, whose product is annotated as coiled-coil domain containing 85C, b. The transcript is spliced from 7 exons. Gene Ontology annotation, cellular component: apical junction complex. Lineage: Eukaryota; Metazoa; Chordata; Actinopteri; Pleuronectiformes; Pleuronectidae. The record is from RefSeq and is a predicted model, not a curated record. Bases 628 to 1845 code for a protein of 405 amino acids.